AGGUAAUUAACGUAAUUAAUCACAAUAAGAGUCAGCUUGCUAAAACAGACAUUUACAACAUCUCUACUGCAUGUCCACACAUUAAUGUUUGGGACAUAAUAUUACACGCGUAUUUAAUACUUAUUAUUGAUAUGGAAAAGCUACGGUUUCUGCCGGGUUACACAUCUCGCCAGUUCUUAUGGGAAUCCCAUGUAAAAGUAGGGGUGGCGAAAACUGUAACUCGGCGGUGAACACUGUAAUUUUACCAUAACACAUUCGUGCGUUUGUAAAUUUCAUUCACUUGUAUUCACACUCAAGAAACUAUAAAAUAUAUUUCUCAUUUUUGUUUCAGCUGGGGCCGGUUAGCCAUAUAGCCAGCAAAGACAAAUAUGGCGAAGAAGAGAGUUUUUGAUUUCAAUUGUGAUUCCUUUUUGCCCAAGAUCUCAAAGGGACACAAGAUAGGGAGCAAUGUCUCCAUGAUAUCUACCAGCAGUCGUUUAUCGCUGGCAGCAAACCGUCAAAUCUUUGCCAGGAGACCUAACGAACUUCCAACACAAUCAGUUGAUCCAGCGCUUCCUCGCCCAGAAACAGAUAGCAACAUCACUGCAGCCAAGAAGAGUUCCAACGACACAGCAGAGCCGUCAACUUCAAAAAUGAGUCACGACUACACAAAACCAGGGCCGUCCACGUUGCCAGAGAAACAUCCUCUCAAAAGAGUUUCUCCCAGUCCUCCGCCAAAUAAGCACAAAUCACCAAUCAGACAUUCAAAGGCUCUAAUUGAUCCUCCAAUUGAGCCAGCGCUUCCUCGCUCUGAAACAAAUUGCAACAACACUGCAGCCAAGACUGCCAAGAGUUCUGAAUGCACAGCAAAUCCAUCAUCAUCAAAGUUGAGCCUCAAGUCGCCAAAACCAGGGCCGUCAACCAAGUCAGCAAAAAGUCCACUUAAGAGAGCUUGUCCUGGUCCUUCGCAAAAUCGGCACAAAUCCCCAAGACAUUCAGAAGAAAAACGAUUGAAAAGGCUACCUCACCCAAUACAUGAGCUAUUAGACGAGGAAUUUGAAGAGGAUGAAGCUCCUCUUCCCAAAGUACAAAAAACUCCAUCAAAAUCCCCUCGAAAGCGUGUGGCCAAAGGAACGCCUUCUAAAGCAGGUCCUAGUCCUGCAAAGUCGUACAGGAAAUCCCCUCGAAAACCUCUUGAUGCUCUGGGAUUUUGCAAGAUUUGCCAGCUUCCCUUGGUGUGCAUCAAAAUUCCGGAAUACCAACAUACAAGAGAGUGUGAAGUGCCUGAUGACAGCCCAGAAUGCCCUGAUGGCGUUGAAUGCAAAUCAUGCGACAGAACGCACUACACCCAGUUCAAGCACACAGAGCUUGCUUUGCUUAGGGCAAAUGACUCAGAUGUAAAAGUGAUUAAUGAAGAAGAACCUCCCGAGGAAAUGACUGUUGAGCCAGACUUGCCGGGUUUUAGCAAAAAACGCUCAAAAAGGUCCAACAAAGUGGGCGAUAAUCCGUUUCUUAGUGAUUCUGAGGAUGGUGAUAACGACGCGCAUGAAGAGGAGGAGGAGGAGCAUGGAGCUGAAGUAGGGUCUAACAACCAAGAUGUUGAACAAGAAGAAAAGAAAGAUUCCCCUGUACAACCUUGUGUUGGAGGUGUAUGUGAUGAAAAUAAGGUCUCAGUUUCUUUCACCGCUAAUGGGGAAACCAUCAAGUUCUGUGCAAACGAUGAUGGUUGGGAGGAUAACGACUGCAAUGAAUGCUCUGGUCUAGUGAGUUCCACUUGCAGAUGUGGAAGAAAUUUGGUCGUGCAGACCAAAUCCAAAGAGGCUUUUUACAAGAAGCAGAUGGAAGCUAAAAAGAAAUGGGCGAGCAACCCGAUCAUGAAUAAGCAACGCAGCAAAGACUCGUCAGCAGCUUCUCUGUCUUCCGUCCCAUCUGUGGCUGACACCAAAAGCCGUGGUUGCCCUUCAUACAAGCUCAUCAGAGACACCAGUUUUGCCGUCGACGCCUUCAGUCACGGCAAAAUCCCCAACGUCAAAUUCCACUUCCUGAGUCACUUCCAUUAUGACCACUACAUCGGAUUGAACAAACACUUCAGCGGCAUCAUUUACUGCAGUCAGAUCACAGCAAACUUGGUGAAGCAUCACUUCAAGUUUGGUGAUAGACAGCUGAGAGUGUUGCCUAUGGAUGAAACCAUUGUUGUAGAUGGAGUUAAAGUUACUGCGCUUGAUGCAAACCAUUGUCCUGGCGCGGUGAUGUUGCUCUUUCAACUGCUUGACGGAACAAAUGUUGUUCACACUGGUGACUUUCGAUUUUCACCCUCAAUGGAGUCGUACUCCGCCUUUUGGAACAUACAGAUUGACGUUUUACACCUGGACACUACCUACUGCAACGAAAAAUAUGAUUUUGAGUCACAAGAGGAAAUUCUUCAGUUGGUAGGAAAUUUAGCUGAGGAAAGAUUUCAACUAGCCAACAAGAAGUGCCUUUUUGUCUGUGGCUCCUACACGAUUGGGAAGGAAAAGGUUUUCUUGGAAAUCGCUCGAAAACUUAACUCCAAGAUUUACGCAGCUGAACCUGGCAAGAAGAAAAUUUUAAAAAUGCUAGAUGACCCUCAUAUUUCGGAAUAUAUGGUUGAAAAAUCUGAAGAAGCCAACAUCCAUGUAUUGCCGAACGGAAAGCUGCAUUACUCACACUUGUCUAAUUAUUUGAACACUGUAAAUAAGAAGGGUCGCAGAUUUACAUCCAUCGUUGCUUUCAACCCAACAGGAUGGCAGCAUAGUUCAAAGCGAAUUGAAUUGUACCGAGAGCAGACUUCUGGAAAUAUUACUAUCUUUGGUGUACCAUACAGUGAGCAUUCUUCUUUUUCUGAGCUGAAGAGAUUUGUCAAAUUCCUGAAACCACGCAGAGUCAUUCCUACAGUCAGAUCCAAAGGCUGUUCCUGGCAGGACAUUAGCAUGAAAUGCAACAACUGGCUCUCUGAAGGAAAACUUUGAAAUACUCUUUGGAAGUCAUAUUUAGACUAAGGAAAUUCCCUGAAAUAUAGUAUUGCGCUUCCUAAGUACAAUUUAGCCUGUAGACGAAAAAUUCUAACACAUUUUUGUAUGGCACUUAUUUUUCUAUGUAUUAAGAAUAUAUAUUUCCCAACAAAUAAAUAUUAACCUGUUUCUAUUGAGAUUUUGCAGCGAUAAAAAAUAUUUUAUUUAU
This is a messenger RNA of Cloeon dipterum, 3177 nucleotides long. RefSeq lists its product as uncharacterized. The record is from RefSeq and is a predicted model, not a curated record. Lineage: Eukaryota; Metazoa; Arthropoda; Insecta; Ephemeroptera; Baetidae. The coding region runs from base 369 to 2966 and encodes 865 amino acids. The transcript has 13 exons. Gene Ontology annotation, biological process: double-strand break repair via nonhomologous end joining; interstrand cross-link repair. Gene Ontology annotation, molecular function: damaged DNA binding; 5'-3' DNA exonuclease activity.